GUAAUGGCGUUUGUAUGAUCUUCGCAGAUUGCUGCAUCGGACCUCGGCCAGUGUGAGCGGCAGGAGGAUAGGUUAUCUUCCUCAUCCCGGUGGGACGGGAAAGGGCAGUUGGGGUCGGAGUCGGCGGCAGAGUGCAGAGUGCGGGCGGUAGAGGACCUGGAGCAGCGGGCUAGGGGCGAAACGGAGUGCCUGUCAGGCGCGUCCGGAGCUCUCGGGCCCGCAGAGGAGAUCGCAGCAUAAAGGCAGCUCGCCUACCGCGUAAAGCGAACCCCAGCAUAAAAGAUGACAACAGCAGCCAGGCCAACCUUUGAACCUGCAAGAGGUGGAAGGGGAAAAGGAGAAGGUGAUUUGAGCCAACUUUCAAAGCAGUAUUCAAGCAGAGACCUACCCUCUCACACAAAGAUAAAAUAUAGACAGACUACUCAGGAUGCCCCUGAAGAGGUUCGUAACCGUGACUUCAGGAGAGAGUUGGAAGAAAGAGAGAGAGCUGCUGCAAGAGAGAAAAACAGAGAUCGUCCAACCCGAGAACAUACAACCUCCUCUUCAGUGUCAAAAAAGCCACGGUUAGACCAGAUUCCUGCUGCCAACCUUGAUGCAGAUGACCCUCUAACAGAUGAAGAAGAUGAAGAUUUUGAAGAAGAAAGUGAUGAUGAUGAUACUGCAGCUCUUCUUGCAGAACUGGAAAAAAUUAAAAAGGAAAGAGCUGAGGAGCAGGCCAGGAAGGAACAAGAACAAAAAGCUGAAGAAGAGAGGAUUCGUAUGGAAAACAUUCUGAGCGGAAACCCUCUCCUUAAUCUCACUGGCCCAUCGCAGCCUCAGGCCAACUUCAAAGUUAAAAGAAGGUGGGAUGAUGAUGUUGUCUUCAAGAACUGUGCAAAAGGUGUAGAUGACCAGAAGAAAGACAAAAGAUUUGUAAAUGACACACUGCGAUCUGAAUUUCACAAAAAGUUCAUGGAGAAAUAUAUUAAGUAGUACAGUUUUAUGUGCUUAAUUAAAGACUGUAAAACGUAAAGGAUCAUUCUGACUUAUUUUUAUGAGUUUUUUCUUUUCCCUGUCUAAAUCGUGUGUGGGCUUCCCCAAUUUUAAACUCUUAUCUUUUUCUUUAGUGACACCUUACUUGAUAAUGGACUUGGGAAUAGGUUUAACCCAAUUUGCAUUUUCCGGAUGUUUCCAGUGAUACGUUUUCUUGGGAAAAGCAAACCUGCCUGUAAUAAAUUUUUUAAUCUAAA
Messenger RNA from Chlorocebus sabaeus (green monkey), 1229 nucleotides. It is a transcript of the gene CWC15, whose product is annotated as CWC15 spliceosome associated protein homolog. Gene Ontology annotation, biological process: mRNA cis splicing, via spliceosome. Gene Ontology annotation, cellular component: catalytic step 2 spliceosome. Gene Ontology annotation, molecular function: RNA binding. The record is from RefSeq and is a predicted model, not a curated record. NCBI's taxonomy places the organism in Eukaryota, Metazoa, Chordata, Mammalia, Primates, Cercopithecidae.